CAAACCUAUUAGUUUGGUCUGGUUAGAUAUCAUCUGUUGGAACAUAGUUUAUACCAAAAAUUGAUCCAUACUAUCCCAAUUACACAUUUACACCCCAAUUCAGGUUUAUUCAAAGGACACUAGUAGAAGAAGAUAAAAGGGUGGACAGUUAAAACGGAGUUAACAUUGAAGAAGAAGAAAAUAUGGAAGAUAGCAAUAAUAACCGAAAAGAUCCAUACGAUUUCUUCCCAGAAUUCUCUCGUAUUUCCAUUUCCCAGCAAGAGCUUUUGCAUCACACCCCCUUCGUCGGAGACACUUCACCCAACAAUCACCACCACGAUACGCCGUCGCAGUUUGACGCGGAACUCAUCCCAGUGUCCUCCGCUCCCAUCGUUGUUCUCUCUCCUCCCGAUACCAACCAAGACGUUUUUCACACUCCGCCCGAGGAUGAAUCGUUGCUUCCCUCUUCCGACGUUGAUGUUCCUCAUUCUACUAUUAACCAGACCGUUGACAUCGACGAUGAGUCUCGUGUGAUUGUUGAUUUGGCUGGAGUUUCCCAAUUAGGGUUUCCGGAGAACUCGCGAUGUGUUGAUGACGAGUUUAGGGUUUUGAAAAGGGAUAUUAAUAUUACUGAAUUAGCUCAAGUUCCUGCGAAAAAAUUGAAAUUAGGUUUUGAUUCUUUGAGGAAUUCAAAGGAGAAGAAGCUUGAAAAUGUUGUGGAAUGUGAACAAGUGAAAGUAGAUUCUGUGAACGAUGAGGAUUUAUGCAGAGAAACUCCAGUCUUGGAGGAAAAUGCUGAAACACAACCUGUUCAAAUUCAAAAUGCUGAGGUUGUAGAAGGUUCUGGAAUGCGUGAGGAUCCGGUGCUGCGACAUGAAUUGGAAUCUGAUAAGGAUAAAGGGAAACAAAAGUUUUCUGUUUUUGAUGUACUGAAAAUUCUGUCUGAUAAUAGUAAGGAAGAUGAAGAGGAAGAUGGUGGCGGGCUUACUCUGUUGGAAGCUGCAAAGCUUGCUGGUAUUACUUUUCCUCGUAUCUAAAUUAUUCAACUUCGAUGAUGAUCAGGCCAAGAAGUAGAGGAGACAAUAUUGAUGGUGCUUUCAUGGUGAUUUCUCAUUCUCAGUAAUAGUAUCUAUGGUGGUUUCUACUUGAAAUUUUGUUUUAAUAUUAACCCAUGAUGAUAUUUUGUAGGUAAGAUUAUAAUUUCUUCUAACAUGUUUUGAAUAUUGUCUAUCAAUUGUAACUAAGGUUUAGAACUUAUGUUAGUAUAUCAACCUCUUGUGAAUAUAAUCUAUCAUAUGAAUGAGAAUGAGAAAUUAAC
Messenger RNA from Vicia villosa (hairy vetch), 1297 nucleotides. RefSeq lists its product as uncharacterized. Bases 183 to 1016 code for a protein of 277 amino acids. The transcript has a single exon. The record is from RefSeq and is a predicted model, not a curated record. NCBI's taxonomy places the organism in Eukaryota, Viridiplantae, Streptophyta, Magnoliopsida, Fabales, Fabaceae.